AGGAAGCCGGGAUGGUUGGGGGUGAGGGUUCUCCCAAGCCACCCUGGAGCCCUGAGCAGGUUGAUGUCUUGCAGCUGUAAAACAAGAUCCAGGAGGAGCAAUGAUGAGCGGGCUGCAGGUUCGGCACCGGAGCCCUCACCAAACUCGCUGCACCCCACAGCCUUGCGGGGAACCGGGGCUUUUCCUGGUAGCCAGAGGAAAACACCAGCAAUCUGGCUUUGGGGUGGGUGAGCUUGUGUGUCUAACGCCAGCCGCCCUCCCCGGCCGCCAGCGCUUUGGCUCCGCGUUUCGGGGGGUUUGGAGCACGGCGGGGAGGGAGGGAGGGGGCAUGCAUGGACCUGGAAGCAAAAUGUUUUCACGCUCCUGUGCAAGCCUCGCUGCGGGAGAGAAAACCCUCAUCUCACCCCAACCUGCCCUGCGUCCCCCCAUUCGCCAUGGGCUGACACCGGGCUGCACCAGGACCUCGGUGCAAUUUGGGGGAGGCUCUAGUGGGGUCUGGAGGGGCAGAACCCCCCUGCAGGGCUCCCGUGCCCCCUUCCCUGGGUGGCUGGAGGCCUCGCAGGGCCCUGCCGCUUUAAACCUGCCUCUCCCACGUGCUGUCUGGUUGUGCUGGAGACAGUGACGCAGGCAGGACGUCAAUGGACGCUGUGGGAGAAUUUAGACUUGGAGAGGAAGGGGGGGCAGGGAGGGACGGACCCGUUUGCAGGGAGCAGGGGCCACGGGGGGGUGCGCGGCCGGGGCGGGAGGGACGGGGCACCCAGCUGUGCAAGGUCCCCCGGGAGCGCCGCGGUGGCUUCGCUCCAUGCGAUGUCCCCCCCGCCAGCAAACGCCGGGGCCUCCGCCAGCUGUGAGGGCAAAUAAUCCGCCUCCAGCACAUCCGUGCCGGGGUGGGUGGCGUGGGGGGGCCGGGCUGGGCCACGUGAAGGCGAUGCUUCCUCCCUGCCCAUGUGGCCCCCCCGGCUUGUCACCGCACGUGUGCCACCCUUGUACCCCCCGCGGGUUGGUGUGCGGCAGGUGUGCGGCCUCGGAGCCGCACCGGGCCCUGGGGCGUCCCCCCGCGGGUGCCAUGGGAGUGGGGCUGGAAGGGGCCCCGGGGGGGUCACCGGGACUGGAAGGGGCCCCGGGGGGGUCACCGGGGCAGGAAGGGGCCCUGGGGAGUCACCGGGACUGGAAGAGACCCAGGGGGGUCACUGGGGCGGGAAGGAACCUGGAGGGGGUCACCGGGGCGGGAAGGAACCUGGGGGGGUCACUGGGGCUGGAAGGGACCCAAGGGGUCACCGGGGCUGGAAUGGCCCCAGGGGGUCACUAGGGUUGGAAAGGGCCCCGGGGGGGUCACCAGGGCUGGAAGGGGCCCCGGGGGCGUCACCAGGGCUGGAAGGGGUCCCGGGGGCGUCACCAGGGCUGGAAGGGGCCCCGGGGGCGUCACCAGGGCUGGAAGGGGCCCCGGGGGCGUCACCAGGGCUGGAAGGGGCCCCGGGGGCGUCACCAGGGCUGGAAGGGCCCUGGAGGUCACCGGGACUGUCCCUCCGCUCAGGGCUGCAGCCCCUGGACCGACCCCAUGAGCGCAUCUCGCAGUGCAGCUCCAGCUUUGCUCCCCGGUUGCUGUUUGCUCCCCAAAACCAGGCUGUGCCCCUGCAAGGGCAUCACCGCCCCCCUGGUGCAGGGUCCAGCCCCCCUCCCUCGCUAUCGGGUCUGCAGCACUUCAAGGACGCUGGUGUCACCAGGGGACAGGCUGGCGGUGGCACUGCGGGUGAUGAGGGUGUAGGUGGUUGCAUAGCUUGGAAGACCCAGGAGUGCUGCCUCCUACCCGCUGGCACAGGGCAAGGGAAAGCGAUUUCCAGCGGCGAGAGGCUGCGUCGCAGCUGUACGGAGCCACCGGCCUGGUGUGGGAAGGGAGUUACUCAGCGUUUGGUUCCCAAGGGAAAAUAAGACGGCUCCAACCGACUUUCCAAAAUACUUUGAGGUUCGUAGUAAUGUUCUCCUCUCCGUCUCAUAAAGAUCCCGGGUUGGAUUCUUCCCUCGUGGAGAGGUGCUGGAGCUCGGCUGCUGCGCAUUAUGAUGACUAUUUUUAUUUGUUAUUUCUUUGGCUACAUGAUCUCGGUUGAUUGGAAAACAAACCCCAGAGAAUCCUUGAGGAGAGACUGAAAACAGCUCUCGGUGAGAUGACUAAUCCCAUCUCUAUCUAAACCAACGGGGCGCUAAAAAUAGCUCUAUUUCUAACAAUAAAUAUCAUAAAAUAACUAACUGACAACAAACAGCCCCAAAAAGCCAAACACAUAGGAAAGUCCACUAUUGUGAUGGGGGAAGGAGCCAGCAGGAAACUGUGUCACUGAGUCAGAGGGAUGAAGACACCGGAGGUGCCGAUGCCACCGGCGAUGCCGCGGUGUCUCGGUUGGCACCGCUCACCUCUUGCCCAAACUGAGAUAGUUGUGUCUUUGCUUAGUUUAGCCCAGAUUAAGGUAUAUGGGCCACACUCCAGACCCCAAGAAAGCCCAUCCUGGAGAGACGGUGCCGCCGUCCUGGCGCUGAGCAUCCCCAGAGCGGGAACCCUGUCCCCAGCGCAGCGGCUCCGCUCACCCCACAGCUUUCUCAGCAGCGUUUGGCCCUUGGCCACGAGCCGUCCUGAGCCGUGGACUCACCACACACCUCGGGUAAUUUGCCACGUGCCCAAUGUGUUGCAAAACGUCCCUUUUGGCUGAGUCACCGGCAUCGGGGAACCGGCACCCGGCCCUCCUGGAUGGGCUCAAGGAAGAGCCGGCCGUGCCGAACAGCCCCAGGAGCACAGCCCAGCCUCCCGAUCACCCUGCUCUUUGGGGCAGGAAUUGGGGGUUUUUGGGGGUUGUGCAGCACGUUGUGUGCAGGGGACUCGGAGGGACCGUGUGCUGUUGCAAGAUGGGUGGCGGUUGAUGGUUACAGGUGUUGUUUGGGUAAAAAUGCAAUGGCCGGCUGUUCUCCCCCAUCCCUGACAACCAGCCUGUGGCUGUUUUUGUGCUCGGGGGAUGCUGAGCGCCUGUGUCACAGUGUUCCAGCUGGAUGUGACCCAGCAGGGCCCAGAUGUCCUUGUCACCGGUCUCCAGACCCCUCAUGCUGGGACAGUGGCCUUGUGGUGCGACACAGGCAUCACUCAGCAUCCCCGUCAUCCGCAGCACCAGCCUCCUGCCAGUAUGGUGCUGGCUCGGUGGGAAGGCCGGUUGCACAUCUCUCGGUCAGGGGGACCCAUGAGACGUCUCCCAUGGAGGCUCUGACUCCUGACACGAGCUUGUUUCUGCCAGAUGCGGUCCCACGCCAGCUUCAGUUUCAUUCUUACUGCUUUCUGUGGCACAUGGGAGCCCGCCCAAGCCUGCCAUGCAUCCCCUGAGCCCGUGCUGAGCCCCGGCCAUGCCAUACAACACCGCUCCGGCACUGGGAGAGCUCAUGGGGUGCCCCUGCCGUGCCCCUCGGCGCAGACCCGCAUCCUUCCAGCCACCGGCCCCAUCCGCAUCCCCAGCCCCGAGGCUGCCGGCGCCAGCGCUGCCCCAGCACCACGGAUACACGGCACUGGACAAGGUGGUGAGACCGGGAUGGCACCAGGUCUCAGACACCCUAAAAAUCAGAGUCCUGCCCCAACCCACAGCCCCGGCACAGGGCGAGCGCCGCAGCGGGAGCCGCCGUUCAACAGGUUGGAUGUCUUGAGGGUAACCACGGAGCAGUUCAGCCGGGUUGAAGGUACAGGAGGAGCUGGGAGAAGGGGAAUGUAAUGCCCUGUGUUGGAGCUGGGCCCAGGCGUUGCGACCCCGCAGCCAGUGAAGCCCUUCACCGGUUGGCGGUGGUGCCAUGUGCUUGGCCGUGUGUUCCCGGUCCCGAGGACUCAGUGCUGCGGGAAGGGCUGCGGCAGCACCGGCUUCACCACCAUGUCCUGGUGUGUCGGGGAUACAGGAGGCCAGAGCAGACCCGUGGCCCAGGACACGCCGUAUCGGUGCCCGCUGGGCUGCGUUGUGCCCAUGGGGGCUCCGCGCUGGCACCGGACACUGAACCAGGACCAUUUGCCAGCUCCGAGCACCAGAUCCAACACCUGGGCUGCAGAACUGGCCCUUUCACUGGGGUACGGGGGUGAUUAAUGUGCCCCAGCGUGGCUUUUAGGGACAUGCACCAAGACCAGUCGUGGGGUUCAGGGCUGUGACACUUGAACCCCACCAACCCCACUCCCCUGCACCUCGUUCCCCCCAAGGGAGCUCUGGCCAAGAUCCUCCGUCUCCAUCACCCGGGGCAGCUGCUCAGGGGGUCAGGAGAGCCCCCACCUCCCCAUGCUGCUGCCUUGGGGAGGCACCGACACGAGUGCGCCCUUGUGGAUGGGGGUGCAGGGGAUCUCGGUUCUUCCCCCCUCCCAACCAGGGUCCACUUCCCUGGCUCUGCCCCCCCAACCCAGCGCCUCCUUCCUCCCAUUCUGCCCCCGGCCUGGCUCUUCCUUCCCCCGGCUUCACAGCUCUUCCUCCCCGCGGCCCCGGAUCAGUCGCCCUUGUCUUUGCCCCCCUAGCCCCGGCUCUGACCCCCUCACCUCUGCCCCCCCAGCCCCGGAUCUGCUCCCCCCGGCCCCAGCUCUGCCCCCUCGUCUCUGACCCCCCCAGCCCCGGCUCAGUCCCCCUCGUCUUUGCCCCCACAACCCCGGCUCUGCCCCCCCAGCCCCGGCUCUGCCCCCCGGUUCUGCCGCCCCGGUUCUGCUCCACU
Messenger RNA from Columba livia (rock pigeon), 4704 nucleotides. RefSeq names its product collagen alpha-5(IV) chain-like. The record is from RefSeq and is a predicted model, not a curated record. Bases 946 to 1929 code for a protein of 327 amino acids. The transcript is spliced from 2 exons. NCBI's taxonomy places the organism in Eukaryota, Metazoa, Chordata, Aves, Columbiformes, Columbidae.